AUGUCCGCUGACUGGGAGCCACCGAAUGAACAGGCUACUGUAAAGACGUCUUCUACAACGUCAACAGCUGCUCCUCCUGGUGCAUCCGCACAGGACGGUCACGGAGCUUCACCCUCUCGAUCCCGCCCUGCCUCACCGGCCUCACCAGCUUUGUCGAACACUUCAACUAUCGACGGCGAAGAGGAGAUAGAGUCUUCUCCCGUCCUUGUUACUCUCCAAGCUCCUCGACUUCCGGAAAGAGCUCUACAAUUUUUGAGGACACCACCUCCCGAGGCGACCCAAUUUGUUACAGCUAGCUGGGGUUCCCCAUAUCCUGAAUCGGAUAGCAACCUCCGUCGUCGAAGCGUGAGUAGUGAAGGCUCAGACGAAUCUCCAAUCCACCAUCUGGACAUCGAGACGCCCUUUCUCCGCCCAAUUCCUGAUCUACUACGAUCGCAGUCAGAUCCACAAAGCUCUUCGCUGAGUGCUGCCGCCGCUGUCCUUGCAAACCGUGCUCGCCGACCGACCCGUGGACUUACUGAAGACUGGAUACGCACUCAUACAACCGACGACCCCAACGAAGAGAGUCGACAUUGGUUCAGUGACGGAAGUGAAGACGAGAACUCUUCGUUGAGCGGCUCCGAACCUGGUUGGCUGGAAGAGGGUGAAAUUCGCACUCCACGAGCCCUACGGAGAUCAAGAAACGUGUCUCGAGAAGGAUCUGCGCACCAACCUCGGGCCAGAUCUAGUAUCGAGACUCUCAGACCAGGGGAUUCCCUAAGUCCCAAAACGGGACAAAACAGCAGUAUGGCGACCUCCGAAGCCGCACCAGCAACGCAUGAUGCGGCUAGCGACAGGUCUGAGGCCGCCCCUACCUCGGAAGUACCUGUCGCAGAAACUACAGAUAAGCGUAUCCCCAAUGGCACUGUCAAGGGGGAACCUGCGCUGCCCGCAACACCGAAGAAGGGCACACGAAAGCCUCUUCCCAAGGAGCCUGCACCGACACCUCGCUUGAAAAAGAAGGUCCCAUGGAGAGGCAAGAAUAUCAUGGUUCUUAUCCCACGGGAUACUGGACGAGGAAAACCUGGCAGUGCGCCCAUGCCCCUCCGCCAGGAUGAGAUAGAACGAAUGUUUGCCUCUUGGGGUGAGCUCGGAUACGAUAUUUCAGGGUUUGAUUUGGAGGUCGAGGGCUACCAAGUAGAAGGCACAGCGGAUUCUCAAACUCGAGAUACUUGGCCCGAUUUCGAUGACGUGGUUAAGGAAAGGGAACAGCGUAGUUUCCAGGUCACACUUCCUGAUUUGGAUGGUUGGAAGAAGUACGAGGCGGAUCUUCAAGAGGCCAAACUACGGGCGCUUGGCGUAUCCUUUGGUGAUGACGAGCCCAAGCCCUCGCCUGCUACAACAGACCUCAGCCGCCAGCCGUCUGCUCAAUACCCUCCGCUCCCCUUCUCUCCACCUCUACCAACAUCAUCAGCCUCCAGCAAUCAUGGCAUACCUGGAUUUCAGCCUGGCCACUUCACACGACCAUCCACAAACAGCCCCGGCCUAUCACAUGGCGCUUCACCACUCUCCUUUGGAGGCAUGCCCGGCAAGUUCAACCCCAGGCAAUCUAUCUCGUUUCCUGCCAACAGUUCGCCUUUCGGUUUCCAACAACCCCCGCAAGGGUGGCCUGGCCUUAACCGCCAUGAUUCACCUUCUCUCAUGGGCAUGAUGUCUCCUCAUUCGCCUUAUGGAGGACCAGAAAGCCCUGGCAUGAACAUUCACCAACGUCACCAGUCUCUGCAAUAUCCUAUGAUGCCUCACCAGCAAUUCUCAUAUUUGCAGCCUGCUCGUAACUCCCCUCGUCUGCAAGAGGUUCGAGAGGACGAGGAAGAAGCCCCCAGCAAGAGUCCCUCGAUGACACCGGAGCCGUCUCAACAACAAAACACCGACACUCUGCAAGCUGAGAUUGAUGAUGCCGAGUAUCACUUGGAAGAGCAACUUCGUAACGAGUUGGAGCAUGAGGACUACAAUCCACAGCCUCAAAACGAGCAGCCUGCAGCCUUCCCAGAUCCUUUUGUACCUGCACAGAGCCACCAAGCUCCCAAUCAGUUCCCCGUCCAGGAACGGUUUGCUAAUGAGCAGUCGAAACCCCUUGUACUGCAUCAUCCUCGACCUCACAGCCGUGGCCACUCACUGUCACAAGGUUACUUCCGUGACCACAAUGAAAACAGCGUCACUGCUGAUGAGAGCAACCUCACUAAGUUCAGCAGCCUCAACGAAAUCCCCGAGUCUCGUAAAACUGACGAGGCUUACGAGAUUGAGACCAACCCUAGCAAUCUUGGUACACCUGUCCAGGAGAUCGAUUUCCCUGGAUUUGGCCACCAGAAGAAUUUCUCCACAGCCAGCAACCCCUGGAACGACUCCGGCUCAGUCAGCAGCGGCAACAAGAUGGAUCGACGCUCAAGUCAUGCCAGCAAACCCUCGCUGUCUAAGCUUAAUGUGCAGGCACCGGAGUUUAAAUUCAACCCUGCCAGCUCUUUUACUCCUGGCCAAUUCGACUUCGGCAGCAAGAGUAGCACUUUCCAACCAGGUGCUAGUAGCUUUGAACCUGCUGCUAAGGCCUUCGAACCAACGGCCAGUGCAUUCCAGCCUGGCGUAGGAAGCUUUCAUCCCGGCGCGAGCAGCUUCCAACCUGGCGCAAGCGCUUUCAUGCCUGGCGCUGGCAGCUUCCAGCCUACUGCCAGCACCUUCGAACCUGCUGGUUUCCAACCUGCAGUGUUCCAAGCCGACACUGACUUUUCUGGUGCAAACAUGUGUAGCUCCCCACCCGCGAAGCAGACUUCACACGUUACGCCGGCCAAGAUCAAUGUGAAUGCCCCGCCUUUCUCACCAGGCGAAAGUGCUUUCAGCUUCUCUACUACGGGUCCCAAGUUCAAUGUUACUGCACCUGCAUUCACGCCCAACUCUGAUUCUUUCACCAGCCCGGUCAGUCAGGGCAAACAUGGUAGCAUCUUCGGAAGCAUUGACCUCAGCUCUAAUGAACUGCAAUCGAGCAAGAAGUCCAAGGCGGUGCCAAUUGUUAGACCAUCAAGUCAAUCAUCUGCUAAAUCGGAAGAGCUCGAGGAGCAAUUCGAUGCUGAUGGUCGACCUACUGCUGAUGAAACCAGAUUUAAGCGAGCACGCAGCUCUGCCCCUGACGGCGAUGACGUGCCGUUGUUUGCAGAGCAGCCUAAUGAACAAGAUGGUUCGCCGCAAGAAACUCAACAAACAACGCAGGAUGAGCAUCUGCCUGCUGAUACAUCCAUGUCUUCUAUGCUCACUUCCGAUCAAAUCGAUACCAAGGCUACCACCGCUGCUCCAUCCGUGGCGCCUUCUGUGGCCUCGGCCACUGAGAACAACUGGAAGCCUUUUGAGUUUGAAUCCAACCAGGAUAUGCAAAGCUUCAACGAUGCCCGUCCCUUUGGCGAAGAAGACUUCACACAUGGUCACAAGAAGACUUUGUCUGCCAAUGCCAAUGCCGAAGCCUUCAAGCCGGGUGCGAGUUCUUAUGGGGAAACCACGCAGACUGGGCCAGAAGAUGAGGUGUCUGACGUUUCCCCCGAGGCUAGCCCUGUACCUGCCGCCGCUACUUCUGGCCUUGGCGCUUCUCGAUUCAACACCAAUCAACCUCCAAGGACAUCGUCUAAGGGACUCGGUGCUUCUCGCUUCGCCGAUCCUGUUAAGCCGGCUAAGGGUCUGGCUGCUUCCAGAUUCGCUAAGAGCCCUACGCCUGAGGAGAAACCUCUCCCUCCUGUACCCGUCGAGGAUGACAUCGUCUCAUCAGUCGAAGAGGACGAGGUGCCCCAGCUUUCAGCUACUGCGCUGCCUGCUGGUGGUCGUGGCAGCAACGAGCCCACCUUUGAGGAAAUUGAUGCUGUUAUGGACCAGUUCUUUGAUAACCCCACCAUGGGUGUUAACAAAACUCAUGAAUCUGGUCAGUGGCAGCAGAGCAGCCCGGUUCGUAACCUGUCCGCUGUUGCCAACUCUUCGCCCUACAAAUUGGAGCCUGCAGGCGACCACUACACCCGUGAAGAGGCCAGUUUAACUCCCCGGGAGUAUCACGCCCUCUCCGGAAGUUCUGUCCAACCCAUGCCCAGCACAGAGAUCGAGGAUCCCUUCCUCGACCCCCCUCUGGCCAACGUAGGUGAUGCUAUCGAUGGUGAGAGCCUGCCAGCUAGCGACUGGGAGGGUGCUUUUACUGAGGAUGAGCAUGACAAAUUGGAAAACCGCGCCCAGUUCUUCGACGGCCGCGUCAACCAAGUCGUCGGCAAUCUGUUGGCAUCUCGUCUCGAACCAAUGGAAAAGACGCUUUUCUCUAUCCAACAAGUUCUGGCAACCCGUGCCCGUGGUACCCCUUCUUCUCGCCGCGAUAUGCGCAGCAUUUCUGCCGAACUUCAACAAAGUGACGCCGAUGACGAGGAUGAGGAGCCUAUGUUCCGCCGCUCCAUGAGCCCUCGAAGGGACCGUCGCCUAGACCAGAUUCGAAUUGCAGUCAUGGAAGGACUGCAGGCUCAGCAGCGCAGCAACCUGGAGGCCUCGCCAGCCCCUGCUUCUGGACAAGCGUUUUCAGAAACCCUUCCCACGGCUAUCCUCGAAGCCCUGGAAGAACUCAAGCAGCAGUCUAACCACAACGCCAACCGCGAUGAUGUUCUGAAGAAGAUGAUCCAGGAGGCUGUUCAGGCUAGCGCACCUGCUGCUGCUAAAUCCGAUGAAGUUGAAAACUCGAAGAUUACUGAGCUUCAGAAUAAGAUCACCGACCUCGAGCAGCGUCUUUAUUUUGAGCAGACUAAGGUCGAGAGCGAAGUUUCUGAGCGACGUGCCGCCGAGGAUAUGGCAGCUGAGCUUGUGCGCAAACUUCAAACGGCCGAAACCCGCAUUGAGGUCGAGAUCAUUAACCGUAGUGUUUUCGACCAGCGUGUGGCUGACCUUGAGGAGCGACUUCGAGGAGCCGAAGAACUCAGCGAAGAAUCAAUUCUUGCUCGCCGAGCUGCUGAAGACAAAUUUACCGAAUCCCGUGUCCACCAAGAGACCGCUGCUGAAGAGGUGGUUCGUCUCCGCGAACUGGUUGAGCAGAGAGACCAUAAGCUGCGUUCGCUGGAGCAAGCAAACAACAAGAGCUCCAUGCGUAUCGCUCUAUUGGAGGCUGCUCAGAACAAUGCCACCCAGGCCCAGCACGAAGCCAUUUCCAAGUGCAAGGUUAUGGAAGUCGAGCUCAAGGAUGUUCGCCAAGACAAUCACCACUGGCGUGCCGAGGCUGAGCGUUACGACGAGUCUGCUCGACAGAAGGGUGCCGAGUUGAACCGCGCAUUGGAAGACAACCAGCACAUGCAGAAGUCCCUCGUCACUCUCACUACUCAGCUUGAGGAGAAUGAACGUAUCCGCGAAUCUUGGCGUGGCAAGUUUGUCUCUCUUCAAGACGACAUGGGCAGGGCUGCUCGUGAAAUUGCCGAAGACAAUGCGCGUCGCAUCAAGAAGGACCAGGCUAUGCUUGCUAGACAAGAGGUCUUGGAUGCUCGUCUUCAAGCCGAGGCUAAGACCCGCGAGCGUCUGGAGAUCGAGAUGGAUCGCCUGCAAUCAAACGAACGAUCUGGUAUGCGUGCAAACAACGAAUGCGCUCGCCUGGAAGGCAUCAUUGGCGAGCUGAAGACCGAAAACUCCAAACUCGAGCAGAAGGCUAUGCGCUACCAACGUGAGUUUGAGGAGGCCCGCGAAUCCGGCCUUAGUGAAGUCAAGAGAACUCGAAUGGCUUUACAAACCGAGAUCGAUGCCGCCAACAACCAAGUCAACUACAUCCGCGAGGAACUUGAAGAGCAGAACUCCAAGCUUCGUGCCGAGCUUGAUAAUGUCAGACUUGAUGUCGACACCGCCAAGGCUCAGAACGAGAUGCUUCUUGAAGAGGCCGAGAACACCAAGACAGUCGAGCUUGGGGAACUCACUCGCAAGCAUCAGAACGAGAUGGAGGAUCUGCAAACUCGAUAUGAGCGACGAGUUCACAAUGCCCAGGAGGAUGCCCACAAGACUGAGCAACACCUUCUUGAACGUCUCAGUUUGUCAGCCUCCAAGACUGAGCAUCUUCAAGAUCGCAUUCUCCAUCUUGAAGACAAGCUUGAGAUUGCGAAGCAGGCUGCCGCCGCUGCCGCACAAGCUGCCAAAUCUGCAGGAGUCGAUGUUAACGUUCAUGUAACCCAACCCAGAAGGGCCACUCGUGAUCUCGAUCUGCCGGAAAGGAUUUCUCCCCAGGCUCUCCGUGAAUCCAUCAUGGUCCUCCAAGAACAACUUCAGGCUCGCGAGCAGCGCAUCGAGGAGCUGGAGCAGUCGCUAUCUAAGACUGACCCCGAAGCCAGCACCAAGAUCACUAAGCGUGAUGACGAAAUCACUUGGUUGCGGGAGCUCCUUGCCGUCAGGCACGAGAACUUGCAGGACAUUAUCGCAGCCCUUCAAAGCGACUCGUUUGAUCGUGACGCAGUGAAGGAUGCCGCGAUCAGACUCAAGGCAAAUCUCCAGAUGGAGGAACAGGAGCGAGAGAGGGCUAUGAACGGUGGCUCCGCCAUCAACCUACCCAAUAUCGCCCAAACAAUUCAGAAUGCUACGCCUCGAGUGGCGCAAACUAUUGGACCCUUGGCGGCUGCUUGGGGCAACUGGCGAAAGGGUAACCGUAGCCAGUCCUCGCUCAGCAGCCUCUCUGGCGUCCUUCGUUCUCCAGCCCCUAGACAAAGAGCCACCCCCUCGCGCAGCAACUCAACCUCCCAGAACAAGCCUAUGGGUGGUCUCAUGACACCUCCCGCUUCCAGCGUACGACAAACACCGCCAGUUGACAACAAGCCUCAGCCUACUGCGUUUGCCAGCACUGGGCGUCGCUUUCCGUCGCAAAGCCAUGCCCCUGGACGAGCACGAGGAGCUUCAAAUACCUCACACAGAGCGGAACAAGCCAUCGCCACACCACCGCUUAUCGAAUCAGAGGAUGAGCCCAUGACUCCUCCGAUGAUGCGAACGAGCGGCUAUGAUUCGGAUGCGCAGCCCGGGGAUUUUGAUGAUAAUGAUUUCUUCGAGGAUUAG
Molecule: messenger RNA, 7056 nt
Organism: Fusarium pseudograminearum CS3096
Lineage: Eukaryota; Fungi; Ascomycota; Sordariomycetes; Hypocreales; Nectriaceae
Exons: 2
Coding region: 1-7056 (2351 amino acids)
Cellular component (GO): cytoskeleton
Source: RefSeq, a predicted model, not a curated record